AUGAUCUCAUACGCCCUACAGCAAGUUUGCACAGAUGAAGAAAAGCAGAAGUUUUGGGAGGAGCUGGACGAGGAGGUAAGAAAAGUACCAGCGGAAGAGAAACUCUGGGUUGGCGGAGACUUCAAUGGACACGUUGGCAGUGACAACACAGACAGAGAAGAAACAGUUGGCAGAUAUGGUUACAGUGACAAAAACGACAAAAACACCGAAGACUGUAAGGUCAUUCUAGGUGAAAGAAUCACAAACCAACAACGACCAGUCAUCUGCAAGCUAAGAGCUGCUGAGUAUAAAGUCCAUAAUGAACAAGGAAUGCCGAAAACCAAAUGGUGUAAGCUGGAAGAAGAAAAAUGUAGGAAUGACUUCAAAGAGAAGGCAAGAGAGAGACUAGAAAGGAGAAGGCAGGAGGAGAGGUGCGACUGGGAAACCAUAGCAGGAGACAUGAGAAUUCUGGGAGAGGAAGUCCUAGUCCAUCGGGAAUAUCGAAGACCGGAAUGGAGACAUGAGGGCAUGAAAAAGGUAUUGAGGAUGGCGAAGCAGAAGGAUAAGAACUCGACGGAUAUCUAUCAGAUGAAACUGAUAAAGAGUGAGGAAGGAAAUGUGCUGACGAAAGAUGAAGAGAUCCUGGAAAGGUGGCGGACAUACUUCAUGAGACUCAUGAAUAAAGAAAAUCCAAGAGAAGUGCGAGAGGGGGAGCAAGCUGAGAACUGGGAAGAGGUAGAAACCAUCACGGAAGACGAGGUGAAGAGAAUGCUCAAGAAGAUGAAAAACAGGAAAGCAGUGGGCCCCGACAAUUUGCCCAUAGAAGUCUGGAAGUGUAUGGGAGAAGGGAUAACAUUCCUAUGCACAACACUAAACAAGAUCUGUGAAGAUGAGGAGAUACCGGAGUCUUGGUGGAAGAGCACCCUCAUACCUAUCUACAAGAAAAAAGGUGACAUUAUGGCGUGCGGGAACUCCCGCGGGAUCAGACUCAUGCGUCACUGCAUGAAAUUAUAUGAAUGCAUAAUUGAACACAGGCUGAGGAGACGAGUCAACAUCAGUGAUGAACAGUUUGCAUUCAUGAAAGGGAAGUCCAUCACAGAUGCCCUUUUUGCCUUGAAACAAGUGCAGGAGAAGUACAGAGAGGGCUACAAAGAUCUGCAUGGCGUGUUCAUCGACCUGGAGAAGGCCUACGAUAGAGUGCUGCGGGGGGAACUGUGCUGGUUCAUGUGA
Penaeus chinensis is the source of this 1209-nucleotide messenger RNA. RefSeq lists its product as uncharacterized. The transcript is spliced from 2 exons. The record is from RefSeq and is a predicted model, not a curated record. NCBI's taxonomy places the organism in Eukaryota, Metazoa, Arthropoda, Malacostraca, Decapoda, Penaeidae. Bases 1 to 1209 code for a protein of 402 amino acids.